Molecule: messenger RNA, 2656 nt
Organism: Chara braunii
Lineage: Eukaryota; Viridiplantae; Streptophyta; Charophyceae; Charales; Characeae
Source: the annotation of a GenBank genome assembly
GGAUGCUUCAGGUGGGCUCCUUUUCUUCCAGUGGAAUCGUCUGACACGCUUCUCACACUGUUGCUGCUCCUAUCGAAAUAUCACAUCAAGAGCAUACCCGUUGUUGAAGCUGGACAAAGCAAUAUUCAUAACUUCAUUACGCAGUCAAGCGUUGGCACCAUGCUAGCAGAAUGUAGCGGCCUGGAUUGGUUCAAUCAUGUGGCAGACAGGUCUCUCGGAGAGCACAAUCUCCCGCUGAAGUCUGCCGAUGAGCUCUUCAAGAUUGAUGCGGAUCAGCCUGUCCUGGAGGCUUUCAAGCUCAUGGAAGAGCAUCACAUCGGAGCUGUUCCGGUGGUUGAAGGAAGUGGAAGUCGCAAGAUUAUCGGCAAUGUCAGUGCGCGAGAUAUACGUUUCUUGUUGAUGGAGCCUGGUGUAUUAGAUAACCAGAGUGACCUCUCUGUGCGCCAGAUGAUGGAAAAAGUGAAGCGUCUGCAUCCACAUGAAAACCAAGGAAGCGUGUCCAAGGUGAUCAUGACACCGCCCAUUACUUGCGGCCGGGACGAGACACUAAAGAAUGUGGUCCACACUUUGGCAGAUUACCAUAUCCAUCGGGUGUACGUCACUGAGGAAGACGGUAGUCUCGCAGGUGUCGUCACAAUACGUGACAUCAUUUCGCGAUUUGUGACCGAACCAGACAAUUACUUUGGCAACUUCUUCACUAGGGUAAUUCCGUCCUUCCCGAGUAGUCCCGAAGCACAGCCGGUAUGCGAUUGACCUGCAAGGUAAGCGGAGUACAGGAAAUCUGAGCAGCAUUGAGGGGAAGGUCUGUGACGCGGAGUCGGAGUUGCUCCGUAUGCGUUGGCAAUGUGGGUGCACUGUGAUAUCUGACUACAUUGUUUACGAGGUAUCAUCUCGACAGGCAACCCGAGUCGGACAGAAUGUAUGUGGUGUGACUCUUGACCCUCAGCCUGCACGGACACACACACAGCGGCCUUCAGCGCCAACCACGGACAAGAGAGGAGAAUGUCUACAAGGUAGAGGCUUCGCAAGUCGGCAAGUACUUUCACGGGCGCACACAGAGGCCUUCUGCACCAACCAUGGACAAGAGAAGAGAAUGUCUACAAGGUAAGAGACUUCGCACGUCGGCUAGCAUGUUUGUGAUUUCAUGGGUACAGUUACUACAGUCACUAGCAUGUUUGUGAGUAGCCUUCAGCACCAUCCGUAGACUAGACGAGGAAAUGUGUGCAGCGUACAGACUUCUGUGGGGCGGGUACCGGUAGCAAUUUCGUCGGUGUACCGUAACUAGAGUUAAUACAGUAUAUUUGUGAGAUUGCCAAAGAGCGAUGCCCUGCAUGGUGUCAGAACGUCGAGUGAUCUGGAAUCUGGAUGUGCUUAUCGGGCAGCCAGAUGCUGGGAGUGGCUCAGAGAAAUGCAGACAUCGUAAGAGACAUGGCGGCAAGAACGGUCCCGUCUACCUCAACUGAUGCUGUGCUACUUAUCAGCACCGCAGCCAAGAGGACAGUUAAACCAGCAGUACAUCCGAGCCUCUUUUGUAUGAGGCGGACUCUGCUUCGCGCCAAGCUUUGCCGGAACGCCAGUGCAGUGUUUUUGUUUUCAUUUUCAUUGCGGCGCCGCCAGCCAUUUUAGUCCAGUUGCCACAAGCCUCAGGAUUGUUCGGAGAGAGCCUCUCGUUCUUCUCAAGUUGCCUCAGACCAUGUACUGGUGGUUUAAAGAGGGAGAGAGGGCAAGGAUGGUGAGAAAGUGAGGAUGGGAGAGAAAGUCGAUUUAGAGCAGCAGAGGCCAGCCAAUCCAGGUUGGCCUUUCCCUUGGUGCUUGGAGGAAAGUGGCGUGGAAGUUUUUGGAAAGCUUGUAAGGGGAACACUCACAAGGACAAUGUUGUCUGCGUCUGGAGGCCAUAUGGUCACCUGUCACAGAUGCAGAAAGGACACUGGGUGACCAAUGGUGUCUUAGGAACUAAGUUGGAUUCCUCCGGUGACGUUGAGUUGAGACUGUUGAGCUCUGUAAUGCUAUUUGGUUUUCUGCCUUGUACCUGCUCCUCUCGGUCGCUGGGUUGGAUCUGCUCAGAUACCUAGAGCAGUGUGGACUGUGUAGCUUUCCUAUUUGCUGGCGCGCUCUCCUAGGUUAAUCAUACGGUUACCUUAGCUUCUUGAGCGACUGUGGACUGAGGCCGACCAUGGUAAAUACCGCAAAAAAAACUUUCCCUACCCUGUUAGUUCGAUUCCUUGGAUGGAUGGGGAUGAAAAAGACAGACAGGUGAGCGGACUUCGUAGUAGUUUGAAACAGUAGUCUAUUGUGGUUUUAGAUCCGAGUGGGGGGAUAUUGCUUUGACUAGGGUUUAGGGAAGUUUAGGCCCUUCAGGGUCUUAGCGGAUAGUUUGGGCAAUAAAAAACGGAGGCUGGGUAAAUGCUUCGACGGACCUUGGGGUGCCGGCGUGGGUCAGGGAAUACCUUGAAGGCUUGGAAUUGGAAUGGGGCUCGUAGCAGGACCUCUUUCUUCUUGUAGGUUUGGUGCUUUUGCUCACCUUCCGCACUCGACUUAUUUCUCCUUUCAUUGCGUAACGAGUUAUAGAGUCAACCGGCUGUGUGAUCGGAACUGUCAUUUGGAAGGUAAUCGGGUUCUGGCUGAGCUGUGCUGGUAUAACUAGCCAGCCAAUCCU